CUCGACAUGAACGAACUUUUGAUCAACAGGGGGCGACAUUAUCCAGGGAAUAUGACGGCAAACUAUCCAGCAGCAUCACCAUCUUCACUGGACCAUCUCCUCAUCUGACAGUCACCAGGCUACUCCUUCAUGAUUUUAACGGUGGACCAAAAGCGCUGGCACAGAGGACUGACGAGUUCAUGCUCAGAUGAAAGAAGCAUACAUGUAGAUGUAACUUGUCCUACAAAGACAGAAGCAUCUACUAAAUUGCAGUUUUAUUACAAAGGAUAGAACACUCACUCACAAAGGCUGCCAGCUCAAAUUGUUCCAAACACAAGUAGAUGACUGAGAACUCUGCAUCUCAUGAUGGACAAGAAAAGUGCCAACGGCUUUCAGACCAAGGUCAACGAGGGCGGUGUACAGAGGAAACAGCUGCCCUAUUCAGUGGAGACUCCCUAUGGCUUCCAUCUGGAUCUUGACUUCCUCAAGUAUGUGGACGAUAUUGAAAAAGGCAACACCAUUAAGAGGGUCCACAUCCAGAGGAGGGUGAAAGGCCCAGCUAAAUUCAGCACUCUUCCCAGAAAUUUUAGCCUCCCUGGACAUGGAGUCAGACCUCCAUCUAAGGAAGGGGCAUGGUCUGGGACAUCUACCUUGGGCCCAAAGCCCAAAUCCCGAGUGACAGAGGUCCAACAAAUAUUUGACUUUAGGCCAAGUGAAGGGGCAGUAUCUAGUCAUAGCAGCAGAGCGACAACCAGUCAAGGAACUCCAAAUGUUUCAAACAAAUCUAGAGAUGAACCAGGCACUGUCUAUCAAGGUACUGAGGAUAAAACUGCUGUGAUUCAAAGUCGACCAAACCUCCUUAGAGCAUCAUCAAUGCCCAUCACCCUCCAGCAGAGGAAAGGUUCAGAUUCAAGCAGCCCUGACUGCACGACAGGAACGCCAGAAAAUGGAUCAACAGAGAACAUGUUUCGUGCCUCUCCAGACAUACUGGAAAGACGGUGCCUUCCACAGGAUCGGGCAGGUCUUCACCAGCAGAUAACAGUGGCACUAAAAAGAGUCAGGGAGCUGGAAGAACAGGUCAAAACUAUCCCAGAACUAAAGGCUCAGAUCUGCUCCUUAAGGGAGGAGCGGGAGAAGCUGCUUCGUCAGAUACAAACACAGUCCCAAGUUCAAGCUUCCACAUCAUCCUCUGCAAUGGCAACAACUUAUGAGACAGGGGGAAACAGUCAACGCCAAAGACCAAGACCUUCAGAAGGCCUCAAUUUAUCUUUAGCAAUUCAACCGGUUCGAGGUGUAGCUUCUGAGCAUGUGCCAGUAAAUGUAGAAGAGAGCCACAGGGAGACAAAAAGAACAAAAGAGCUACCAAUACAGAGAGAUCCUUCUACAAAUCAAAAGCAAAGUGUACCAUCAGAGACAGCUGACAAGCAAAGAGAGACAUCUAAAAGCCUGCAAGAUAAUGCAGAGGAAAGGCUAUCACAGGACACUGAAGUUGUUGCAAAAGAAAGUGAGAUUAUCAGAGAGAGUAAUGCCUCAAAAGAGGACCAAAAUGGAAUGCUAAAGCUGGAAGAGAAGCUAAUGGUGCUGGAAGCAAAACUUACUCAGGCUAGCCAGGAGCUAGAGAGAACUAAUGCUCUUUUGAAGGAACAAAUGGAAGAGAAUAAAGUAAAAGAGGACAGAAUACUGCAACUGAGUGAAGGGAUGAGAGUAGAAAUUUGUACCACACAAGUUCCUGAGAGGCCAAGAAGAGAAAGCAUAGAUGCAGGAACAGUUACAGAGAGAAUAGAUCUCAGCCACCAAGAAACUGAGACAGAAUCUCCUGCUAAAAUAGAUCAGGGAACAGAUACGGAUAAGAUCUUGGUAGAAGUGAUGGUACCCAAACCGAGGGCUAGAAUUAUUGAUCGAGGAAUAGCGACUAGUAAGCUUGACACACAUGACCAACAAACAGAAAUGGAGACAGAGGUGAUAGAGGCAAUACAACCCCGACCCAGAGCCAACAGUAUGGAACGGGGUACAAUAACAGAGAGCAUCGUCACGCAAGAUCAGACGACCGAGACGCCUGCAGCCGAAAGAGUAAACCAAGUCACAGAGACAGAGGGAGAAACAGUGACAGACCAUCCACAGAGACCAAGGGCCAGUAGCAUAGAUCAGGGAACAGAGACUGAAAGGGUGGACACUGUGGACAGAGUCACAGAGACUGAGGUAGCACAGAGGAGCGACCAGCAAACAGAAACGGAGAUAGAAAGACGGCAGGACAACAACCUGUCUGGAGACGCACAAGCAGAGGGCCGAGUGGGGGAAAGUGAAACUACUGAAAGUGAAAAAACAAAAAAAGUAGUUCAAAUAGAAAGUGAAAAUGUUGCUGUAGAGGUUGCUGCAAAGAUAUAUGUUACAGAUCUUGUUGUGCAGACUUUAGAUUCAGAAGUUGGAAAUAAGACUAAAGUCUGUCCUAGUCCAGCCUCUGGAACUGAUAAGAGGGAAGCGACCUCUGCACAGGAUGACUCAAAACCUAAAGAGCUCCAACUCUCAACUGGUGUAGAGAUUAUAGAACCUAAAAAGAUUGAAAUGGAGACAGCAGAAAACAAAGAUAAAGAAAUUGUAUGCGAAUCAGUUAAGGAAAAUGUCGUCCCUGAUACUGUUAUAGUAAUAGCUGAAAAUUCAGCUGGGAAGGCAGUAGCUCCUGUUAGACCACAGAGAGGACGCAAGCCCUCAGCAGAGCAAAUGCAGCCAACACCUCCUCAACCUCAGCUUGCACCCAUGCUCACUACUAGGGAAUCCAGUGAACCUGAAUCUGAGAAAAUCACAACAAAAGUCCAGACUGCACCACGUCAAGAGGCUGAGUUAUCAGCACAACCCUCUGAACCACAGGAAAAUGAUCAAAUGCCAUCUGUGCCUCAAGUUCAAGACAGUAGUCAAGCAGAGAAGCUGCCUGAUGAGUUGAUCAAGAAGGAGUCUAAUGUACAACCUCAGGGUGAAUCUCAAAGCGUUUCUUCUAGCUCUAGUGAGAUCCAAGUAAAGACCAAGCCCAUUCAGCCACACACUAAGUCUCAACAUGCAUCUCGUCGGGACUCAAAAGAGCAGAAAGCGCCACAGAGGGGAUCCAGUGUAUCACACCCUCCAAGUCGUGAGACAGGAGAAACAAAGACUCGUCAAAUCCGCCACGGGUCAGGUGAUACCCAAUCUCACUCCCAGAGCUUGCGAAGAAGCUCCACUGAGGCUCCAUCAUCUCAAAAAGAUGCUAGAGAGACACAAUCACUUCGGAGAGGCUCAAGCGAAGCAGCUCACCGUCGUGGUUCAAGUGAGGCAAAAGCCUUGCGACGGGAAUCUGGCGAGUCUCAGACAGCCCGCAGAGGUUCAGGUGAAUCGCCAACAUCUCCUGCAGCUUUGGGACAAGUCGUAACUCGAAUAACAGGCCUUCUUGGGGAGCAGUGGGCACAGCUCGGGAGCAGCUCUGGAGCCCAACAGACGGUCGGCCAACAGGAGAGCCCCAUAGCACCAAAGCAGACUGCAACCAAAAGAGCAGAAGCAGGAAAGGGAACCCCAGCCAAGCCCUCAGGCAAAGGUGCCCCUGCUGCAACAACUGGGAAAGCAGCGGGGAAGUCCAGUGCUUCCAAAAUGAGUUCAAUUCAAAGCCAACUGGUCAGCUCCCUCAGUGUCCUUUCAGCCUUCUACUCCCCAGGCCAGAAAGCAGCUGCCACCAGCAAGCAGCAAGAGCAAGGUCUCAAAUCUAUUAUGAAGAAAAAUGGUGUUGCUGACAAGCAGGGGAGCAAGGGAGCCAAGAAAAACCUGAAAUUUGUUGGGGUGAACGGAGGCUACGAGACAACAUCCAGCGAGGACUCCAGCGGAGAUGAAAAGUCAAGAGUAGAAGUGGAGGAGGAAGAUAAAUCCGAAGUAGUGGUGGAGAAGGAAACAGACAAAGAGUCUGAGGAAUCGGUAGGGAUCCUGGGGGCAGAUGUAGAGGUUGCUGUUGCUGCUGCUGCUCCUGCUGCUGCUGCGGCUGAGGAGGAGGAAGGUGCUGUGGGUGAAGAGAAAGAGGUUGAGAGGGGCCUCUUGGAUUUAGAAGGUGGCCAUGAGCUCCUGCAGGUGGAGGAGGCUGAAAGGGAGAAAGUAGAUAAAGGAUUCAUUGAUGCCUGCGUGUAUGUAAAGGAUCGAAUGGAAGAGGUCUCAUCUCCAGAUAAGGAAAUGCGUCAGGUGUUGGUGGUGCUUUAUCAGGAAUGGUUCAGGGUCUCGAGCCAGAAAGACUCCCAGGCAGAUACAGUCAGAUUAUACCUGAGACAAGUGGGACUGACCACCCCCACACUCCUGCCAUAUGUUGUUAACUUGACUGACGGUAAUGGGAAUAUGGCCCUCCACUACAGUGUGUCUCAUUCUAACUUCCCUGUGGUCAAGCUGCUGCUAGACACUGGUCUUUGUGAAACAGAUAAUGUGAAUAAGGCGGGAUAUACUCCAGUGAUGUUGGCUGCCCUGACCGCUGCUGAAAGCCCAGAUGAUCUAGAGGUGGCCGAGCAGCUGCUAAAACUUGGCGAUGUCAACGCGCGCUCCAGACAGGCUGGCCAGACCGCGCUCAUGCUUGCAGUGAGCCACGGUCGCGUUGCCAUGGUGAAGCUGCUUCUGAGCUGCGGCGCAGAUGUAAAUGCACAGGACAGUGAGGGAUCUACGGCCCUGAUGUGUGCCUCCGAGCAUGGACACACGCACAUUGCUUGUUUGCUGCUGGAGACAGGUCACUGUGAUAUCGGACUCACAGAUAAGAAUGGUCAAACAGCCCUGUCGGUGGCAGAAGCAGCUGCUCAUCAAGAUAUCAUCGAUCUUCUAAAAUCCCAUGCAUCUGAGCCCAUGUCUGCUGCAGACCUCCUCUGAGUUCUACACUGUUUUCCAAACCAUUCUAGGUCAACAUCUGCCUCUACUUCCACGAUUCUCUUCCCACUAACAGAAUGGAAAAAAAAAAAAAAAACUAAAGUAAAUACUGAAUAUGAUGCUAAAUGAAGAUAAGCAUGGGGCUGCCUUUAUGACCUCUGGGAAUAGAGUGUUUCUUUUAUGCCUCAACCACAAUGUCUUGUUUUUUUUUUGUUUGUUUGUUUUUUUUGAUGAAAUGAUUAAUGAGGGUUGAACAAAGUUAAAAUAAGAUAUUGCUGUGGCAACAAUUGGUGCCAGCAGCAGAUUGAGCAGGGAACAGGGUGAGAAUAAAAAAAAGGAUCAUACGGGAGAGAACUUCUGAACUGCUGCAUCUUAAUAUAAACUAACUCUUAAAGCAAAAUACUAAGCACAUGAUCUACCUUUCAAAUAUAUAUAAAUAUAACAUCAUUUCUAUUUUCUUUAAUCACACUGACAUUUUUUUUUCCAUAUUUGGACAUAAGCCAUUAUUGAGAGCAUCUUAUAUACAGAAUGUUAUUCUAAGAAAUCAUGAUCAUACAAACAGAGACUGUAUUUUCUACUGCACUUUUUUUUACUGUGUAUGUGUACAGUGAAUAUGAAUAUAUUCAACUCCUGAGCAAACUAUAUAGCACGGAGUUAAAAAAGAACUGACAUCAAAUAAUGAAUCAUUACUCCACAGUGGUCAUGUUUUUCACGUGGUUCAUGGGUGAUCAUCAUUUGUGUUAUUGAAAAACCAAUGGUUUAGUCUAAAAUGAAAUUCAGUAUUUUUUAUAACAAUAUAUUGAGGCUGAAAAAAGACAAGUCAAGAGAUUGUAUUGAGCUGCAUGCUAAUACAGUUACUCCCCCUACUGGCUGUUUUAAAUAUAGCGUCACAAACCAGUAUGUUGUAAUACUGUUUGUGAUCCUCAGCUGUCUGUAUACAUAUAUAAAUAUAUAGUAUCUCACAAAAGUGAGUAAAUCCUAUUUUACAUUAAAUAUCUUAUUAUAUCUCUUCAUGGGACAACACUGAUGACAUACUGAAGCAGGGUUCAGUAGUCACUUUACAGCUUGUGUAUCCCAGUAAAUUUACAAUCCCCUAAAAAUAACUAUACAAGACCACUAAGAGCUUCACUGCUGGCUACAAAAGUGAGUGCAUCCCCAGGUGAAAAUGUUCAAAUUAUGACCAAAGUGCCAACAUUUUAUGUGGCCACCGUCAUUUUUCUGUACUGUCUUAACUCUCUUAACUUAGUAGGGUUUAGGUCUGGUUUAGCAAUACUGCCUUGUGACCGAGUUUUCAAAGGGAAAGGAUCAUGAAACUGUAGCUUCCCACAGCCAGCAACGCUUGUGCACCCCCAAACCAUGAUACACCCACUGCCAUACUUGACAGUAGGCACUUGUCUUUUUACUCCUCACCUGGUUGCUGCCACAACCAGGUGAGGCUAAACCAACAGGUUUAUCCUGGUCUCGUCAGACCAUAGGAACAUGGUUACUGUCUGCUUCUCUGGCUGCUGAAUUUCUUGUGCAUCGUCUUUAGAAAAGAGUACCUUCUGGGAGCACAGACCAAUUUGAUGCAGUGUGCACCAUAUGGUUUGCACCAUCUGCAGCAGUGAUAGCACCCAUAGGUCAGUUUUCAAAAGUCAACCUCUGGAUACAACGCAGAACAUGUGCACUCAACGUAUGUGGUCAUUACACAGGGGAGGUAUUUUGAGGGGACAGAAAACACAAAGUUAUACAUGUGGUACACUGACUACUUUACAUUAUAUCAAAGUGUUAUACCUUCUGUGUCGUCCCAUCAAGAGGUAAAAUAGAAUGCUAACAAAAAUACAAGGGGUGUAACCAGUAUUGUGAUAUAUAUCAAUAUAUCUCUCUAUUUACAUAGAUAGAUAUAUAUGUCUACAUAAAUAUCUAUCUAUCUAUACAUACAUAUAGAGGGAUGUUUGUGUGAUUGUUCUAACCAUGUAUGCAACACGUACAGAAUGCACAAUGAAUGUUGGGCUGGCUGUGACACAUUCCAAAAGAAUAAAAAUGUAGCAAGUUUUAACUAACCCUGCAUGGAUGACAAGUUGCAAGACUUCGAAUCAGUCGCGAUGUUAACUUUAUUACAAAUAUAUGUCUAAAGACUUUAAAUUAGUCCUGGUGAUGAAGCGGUCUUUAGAUUGUAGAGCUUAGUUCAUUAGGCUCUCGUACCCAUCAGACCAGACAUAUUAAAAUCCUCAGCAGGGAGUUUUGUUUGCAAUAAGAAGCAAUAAAAAAUAUUAUGUAUGGGACUAUGGUGCAGCCUUAAAUGGAUAACCGUUCUUAUUCUAGAGCUGAGGUUUUAUUUUCCAGGGAAACAGAUGUUCUUUUGUGGAGCCUUUUCUAAUGCAGCUCCUUGCAGGAGUGUGGUCUUAUGAAAUGUUUACAAUGAAACAUUCCUUCCACAGUGACCACAGCAGAUGCCAAACAUCUAACAAUGUUUACAUGAUCAAAGGGGAUAAGAUGAAAAUAAUAAUUCAGCAAAUGUUUAAAUAAUGCAUUUAAUUAUUUUACCUCAGUUUACCCUUUAGUGGGAUUAAUAAAUACAAGUCAUGUCAGUUACGGAAUUCUGGUAAAACUGUAUGAAAAGCCUUACAAUAAAUUAAAUACUAAUUGCAGUGGCAUAAUCUUACAUUGAUUUAGUUGCGAGAAAAUCUUAUAUUAAGAAGUUGUUUUGUUUUGUCUGUUGAGGGAGAGCUGGUGUCUCACAACCAUUUUGUUGAAAACAAUUAUUCCCUGAAGCAAAAUUUCCCCCUCGCUGAAUAAAAGUACAGACAAAUAGAAAGGGGUGAUAUUAUUUAACAUGUUUAGUGUCAGAUCAUGUUACUUCAAUUAAAGACUGAUUUUUUUUUUUUUUUAAGGCUUUAAACAUGUCUUUGCCAGAGGUGCCAUUAAAUGUGGAGGGCUGUUAAUGAGGCCUUGUUAAAUCUGAUUUAUGUUGGGGAACAUCUGUUUGCAAGAGUCAUUGGAGCUACAAGUCGAAUGUUGUCAUGUAAGGUAACAAAUAUAUAAGUAGCAAUCCAAUCUGCAUGACAAAAUCAAUUUCUGUGUUGAGGGAAAACUUCAGGCAAUUAAUCAAACUGGAGGAUUUCUAGCACAAGAUUAACAUAACUGUUACUUUAACAAUGUUUAGGCCUUACUUGUCUCUAAAACUUGAUUUCAGUUUCAUUAGUACUCCUUAAUAAUACAUUUAAUUGCUUUCUUGAGAUCUGUUCUAAUUUUCUUUUUAUUGCGGUCACACCAUCGAUCCCAAAUACUGUAAACUAAAUCAAAAAUAGGCACAGAAUUGGGACUAUAACUGAUAUUUGAAAAAAAAAAAAUCAUUUGUAUGAAUAUAUAUAUAUAUAAAGUCAGAAUUUACAUGAAACAUAACUUUUUACAAAUGGACUAAAUAAUAGCACAUAUUUCUAUGUAGCAUUAAUUAUUCCCUGUGCUACAGUUACAGAUUAGAACAGAAAUGUAUGAAUAUGUUCCUUUUGCAUAGCUGCGGGACGUCAAACCCGUGCUGAGAGAAGUGUCUGGUCUUCCGUGCCUACACAUCUUUAUGGAAAUUUAUGUUUAAUCCCGUAUGUGACCCAGAUGUGGUAUGAUUUCACGUCUGGUUGAUCAACAAAGACCUGAAAUCAACUUUGUUCCACAUGGGGUUAAAUUUGUGUGUUUUCUUCUGUAAAUCCAGCCAAAUACAUGUAUAUAAAGUAUUGUGAAAAAUAUAUAACAAGUAUUGUCUGACAGUCUUAUAAUUAUAUGAGGUAUUUAUUCUAAAUGCUAUAUUUUUACCAUAUAUAUAUAUAAAUAUAUGACAAAAUUAUGUAUGCAUGGAGAAAAAUAUUCAAGUAAUAGUGCUCGAAGGGAACCCGACUGUCAUUAUUUCACUUUUACUGGUUGGCUGUUUGUGAUAAUGUGUGACUUGAUAAAGUUGUGGAUUAUCGUGCGCCCAUCACGCUAAUUUGGAAAUGUGUAGGAAAACAGCAAAAAGGAAUGUCCUGCAGGGCAAUGUCUCCCUAGUUUGAAUAUCAAUCUGAGAGCCCAUAAAUAAUACAGAUUAAAAUAAAA
Molecule: messenger RNA, 8895 nt
Organism: Poecilia latipinna (sailfin molly)
Lineage: Eukaryota; Metazoa; Chordata; Actinopteri; Cyprinodontiformes; Poeciliidae
Gene: kank4
Product: KN motif and ankyrin repeat domains 4
Exons: 12
Coding region: 343-4833 (1496 amino acids)
Biological process (GO): negative regulation of actin filament polymerization
Cellular component (GO): cytoplasm; cytoskeleton
Molecular function (GO): protein binding
Source: RefSeq, a predicted model, not a curated record